Messenger RNA from Chelonus insularis, 1632 nucleotides. RefSeq lists its product as uncharacterized. Lineage: Eukaryota; Metazoa; Arthropoda; Insecta; Hymenoptera; Braconidae. The transcript has 3 exons. Bases 151 to 1260 code for a protein of 369 amino acids. The record is from RefSeq and is a predicted model, not a curated record.
ACAACACAACCACACAUUCAGAGAUAGAAAAAGAGAGCCCUCUAUGACUCUCUACCAGCUUCCGGGUAACUCUCAUAACGUUUUUUGUGCGCGGCACGGUCACACGUUCAGAGAUUCAAGUAAGAAAUUUUAAUCAAAAAAGAGGAAAAAAUGGGAAAAAGUAAAAGAAAACGUGAGCGAGAGGAAGAAAGAGAAGAACGGGAAAAGAUUUGGAAGAAGUUAAAAGGAUUAGAAUCGCUUUUACAUAAAAUUACAGGGACAAUAGUAAGCGAGCAAAACCACUCUGCUAACGAACAAUCUUCGAAUUCAGAGAGUGCAAGCGAGGGAAAUGGUACUGGAGAUCAGCUAAUCAAUAAUCCAGCCGAUAGCUUACCGACCCACCCUGAACCGCAAGAUAAUUCAAAUCUCACGCGACAGGGUACGCUAAUGGACACUGAGGAAAGAAAUAUGGCGGAAACAGAGAAGGUCGAUUCAUCAACCGAGGUAGAUGAGGAGACUCAACAUAUUUUAGGAAAGGACCCAAGACUUAAAAAUACAAAUAUAGCUUCAAUACACCCAGAAGUUGCAGCGAGAUGGUCGUCAUGGAUUCCAGAGGGUCUUGAAAAAGAGAUCAAGGAGAAUCUCAUUGCAGCUUAUCCACGAGCUGAAAACGUUCUGUUAGAACCCCAGAUUCUGAAUGAAGAAGUCGCCGUAAUAAUGCAACCAGCGGCAAAGAAGCGAGAUGAACAUGCUGUCGAAACACAGAAAUCAUUAGGUUCAGCUAUGAUAGCCCUAGGCCUGGGGAUUUCCUUAAUAUUGAAGGAAAAGGUCAUUAAAGAUGAGCACAGGAAUCUGUUGUUAGAAUAUGUAAGUGACGCAGGGAUGCUAAUGGCUGAAACUCAUCAUCAAAUGGCUAUUAACAGAAGAGCAUUUAUUCUGCCAGGAUUAGAAAAAUCCAGGAAAGAUGCUCUCGAAAGAUGUCAACUCGACAAAUAUCUGUUUGGUGAAAAAUUAGCGGAAAAAAUCCAAACAACGAAAACAAUUGAAAAGGCGGCUUCCGAACUUAAGCCUAAGCAAAUAAUGAAAAAAUUUCCCUCGAAAUCACAGAAUCAUUUAAACUGGAAGAACCCAUCUUCGAAGAAUCUGGGAUAUUCGAGGAUGGGACAGAAGAUGUACAAUCCCCAAACUCAGAGAAUGACGUCCAAGAGAGACUCGAGAUAUGCGAGCUCUCACAGCAGAACCAAAACAACUCACCGGUCAUCGGAUCGUCGUCACAAAUAGAGAUCAUUAAAUCAUCCCUUGCAUCAAAAAAUGUUUUUGAUUGUCGGCAAGCUAUCCGGACAGCGUUCGAAAAAAGAGGACUUCCGUCAUCAGCCGUAGAGAUUGUAAUACUAUCGCUUGCAGAAGGAACAAUAAAACAAUAUGCUGGUCCAAUAAAAGAAUGGUUUGGAUUUUGCGAAGAAAAGAAGCAAGAUCCAUAUAAUAUCACAGAAAAUAAUUUAUUAGAAUUUUUAUCUCACAAGUUUCAAGCAGGAGCAGCUUAUGGCUCCCUAAAUUCAAUGAGAGCAGCAAUAUCCCUAUUAUCAGAAAAAAGCCUAUCAUCUAGUCUAUUAUUAAAUAGAUUUUUCAAAGGUGUCUAUCGAAAUCGUCCUC